This is a messenger RNA of Ziziphus jujuba (common jujube), 2532 nucleotides long. RefSeq lists its product as uncharacterized. NCBI's taxonomy places the organism in Eukaryota, Viridiplantae, Streptophyta, Magnoliopsida, Rosales, Rhamnaceae. The coding region runs from base 171 to 2102 and encodes 643 amino acids. The record is from RefSeq and is a predicted model, not a curated record. The transcript has a single exon.
UUGAAAUCUUUCAUUUUCAAUAAUUUUCUUUUCCUUCAUAAAACUUUUUCCCGGAAAAAAAACCCAUCAAACUGUUAAAACCCUCCCUACUCUUUUCCUUCCUUCCUCUGUUUCUCUCUCCCUCACUGAAACACUGUACAAAGAAAAAGAAGAAGAAGAAGAAGCAGAGGAUGGAAGAAGCAGAAGAGCGAGAGCAAGAAGCCCAGCGGUUGAAAACACUAGCAGAGACCAGGUACAACGACUCCAACCUCAAAUCCGCACUUAAAUACGCCAAGCGAGCCCAAAAGCUCUGCCCAAAACUCAACGGUAUCUCCGCCAUGGUCACUUCCUUGAAUAUCCUCCGCUCCUCUUCAAAGUCCAACUCUACCCCUGACUGGUACAGCGUCCUUCAGAUUGAACCCUUUUCCCACCCCAACACCAUCAAGAAGCAGUACAAGAAGCUCGCAUUCCUCCUCCAUCCCGACAAGAACCCCCAUGUGGGUUCCGAGGAAGCUUUCAAGCUCGUCGGCGAGGCUUUUCGUUUCCUCUCCGAUAAGAUUAGGAGGAAAGAGUAUGAUAUGAAGCUCAGGAUUCGAAUUCAGAACGAGAAGAUGAAGGAAAGCGGUGGAUUGGUCGGUGUGAAGGAGACUUUUUGGACUGCUUGUACCACUUGCCGGCUUCUUCAUCAGUUUGAGAAAAGGUAUUUGGGUCAUAAUUUGGUUUGCCCAAGUUGCAGGAAGAGUUUUAAGGCUGUGGAGGUUGAGAAGGGUGAGGGUGUUGGUGGGGAAAAUGAAAAUGUUAGGGUUAGUGUUAGGGUUAGAAGUGAGAGGUUGAGGAUGAAGAAUUUGGGUGGUGAUAAAGGAAUUGGUGAUUCGAGUUCGAAACCUAAAAUGGGUAGUGUGGGAUUGAGGAGGAGAGUUGGGAGUGGUGAAAAGGGCAAGGAGAGAGCAAAGGGUGGGGAGCUGAAGAAGAAGAAGGGUGAAGUGGGUAGUGGUGGUGAUUCGGAGAGGGAAGCCCAUGGCGGCGGCGAAUGGAGUGGUGGGAGACUGAGGAGUGGGGGAUUGAGGAAGAGAAUGAGCAGUGUUGGGGAGGUCUUGGAGAGGUCUGAGUCCAAGAGAUCGAAAGCUAAUGAGGAAAUGAUGACAUUGGCUGAAAUGCAGUUGGAAGUCAAGCGAAAGUUAAAGAAGGAAAAGGUCAAAUUGAAGUUGAAGGAGAAGGAGAAGUAUGAAAGAGAGAAGCAGAAAAAGAAGGAGAAACAGGAGAGACGAGUUGAUUCAAAGAGGAAUAAGGAUUCUGCAGUUGAGAGCCAAGUUGUGUCGAAGAAGAGUAAGGACUUAGAAUUGGAGAAGUCUGGUGCUCUGGAGAAGAAUAGGGAUAAUGGUAGGAGCAGGACGAGAUCGAAUAAUGGGGACUUAGAGAUAAUGGCAGUGGAGGAUUCAGAUUUUUAUGAUUUUGAUAAAGACAGAGUGGAGAGGAGUUUUAAGCAAGGGCAGGUUUGGGCCAUAUAUGAUGAUGAUGACGGAAUGCCAAGGCAUUAUGGUUUGAUUGAUGAAGUUUCUGUAAAUCCUUUUGAGGUGAAGAUGAGUUGGUUGGAUCUUCAGAGCAAUGGGGAUGAGGGGCUGGUUUGUUUGGAGAAAAUGGGAUUUCAUGUAUCUUGUGGAAGAUUUAAGGUUUCAAGGAAGACUUCUAUUAAUUCAGUGAAUGUAUUUUCUCAUGUGGCAGAUUAUGAAAGGGCGGCAAGGGAGGUUUAUAGGAUUUAUCCCAAGAAAGGUUCGGUUUGGGCACUUUAUAAGGAGGCUGCUAAAGAUGCAGAGCGAAGAAAUCUCUCAGUUAGAGAUGAACGGAGUUAUGAUAUAGUUGUCCUCUUAACAACUUACAGUGAGAUGCAUGGUUUGAGCAUGGCUUAUCUCGAGAAGGUUGAUGGGUUCAAGACGAUAUUUAAGAGAUGCGAGAUUGGGGCUCAUGCUAUUAGAUGGCUGGAAAAAGAUGAUGUUCGGUUGUUUUCACACCAAAUUCCUGCAAGGAAGCUAUCUGGCGAUGAGGCUGCAGAUCUUUCUAAAGACUGUUGGGAACUUGAUCCUGCAUCUCUGCCUCCAGAUUUACUUGCAGGUCAGGGGAGAUAAACUCUUACUCUAGAUUGUAAUGCUAAAGGGUUGAAGGCUGUAUGUGCCAAUGUACAUGAAGUUCUCUACAAGUAAACUCUAAUCAAUUUUCUUAUUUUGUCACCUUGUUUUUGUUGUUCUCUAUACAUAUGAAUUGAAUGUAAUUAGGAAGAUGUAGUGGUAUACAAUUUGAGUUGACUGUCUAGACUGUAGAAUUUAGUUUCUGUUGUUUCUGGGGAUGAACAUGCCUUCAUCUAUCCACGAAGUUUGACUUGUGGUGGUUGGGACUUUGUAGAUGGAAGUUCUGUCUUGUUUGAAGCUAGUGAGUGUUGGGGAGCUCAGGUAUUAGGUUGCUUGAGCUCUGCAAUGCUGUUGUUUCUCUUUUUGUUGCCAAUGAUAGACUCAUUACUUUUCUAUUUUUAAUAGAUUCAACAAAAUCUCUUUUUAAUAA